Messenger RNA from Coccomyxa subellipsoidea C-169, 1179 nucleotides. RefSeq names its product NAD(P)-binding protein. The transcript is spliced from 4 exons. The record is from RefSeq and is a predicted model, not a curated record. The coding region runs from base 1 to 633 and encodes 210 amino acids. Lineage: Eukaryota; Viridiplantae; Chlorophyta; Trebouxiophyceae; Coccomyxaceae.
AUGAAGGAUGGUCACGCUAUUGUGGCAGACCUCACGAAGGAGGCAGACAUGAAGCGUGCCAUUGAGGAGGCCAUCACCAAAAUGGGUGGACUAGAUAUCCUUGUGAACAGCGGUGGCGCCAUGAACGAUGAGAUGGAAGGUCAGAGCGAGGAUGCCAUCCUGGCUGCCAUCAAGCUGCACGUGACAGGCAACCUCACCCUCAUACGAGCAGCUGAAGAGGAGCUGGUGAAAAACAAGGGGGCAGUCGUGAACGUCUCAUCAGUCGCUGCGAUCAUACCAUUCCCGAGCAUGAACCCCUAUUGCGUAGCCAAGGCGGCCCAGGACACACUCACGCGGAACCUUGCCCUGGAGUUUGCAACCAAGGGUGUGCGCAUCAACUCGGUCCUGCCAGGUGCGAUCAGGACAGAGGUGUUUGAGCAAAUGGCGGAGAAGAAUGGCAUCACAGCUCAGCAGGUGGCAGAUGAGCUGGCAGUCCGCCACGGCAUGCAGCGUGUUGCAGAGCCAGAGGAGGUUGCAGCCCCCGUAGUCUUUCUCGCCUCGGAUGCCGCCUCCUUCAUCACUGGCGUCAAUCUGCCAGUCGAUGGAGCUGCAACGCUGGGCUUCUGGUUCAACGCCACCAAAUUUCCAGGAUAGCAGAAGUAGUAAAGCAGCACUCGUGCUGACAAAAUAAAGAGACCCGGACACUUGACUCGAUCAGCUGAUUUUGGAGACCUCAGCUUUGACAACCUCUCAGCACUGCUAAAUUACAUGUACAGCGAUCCCAAAUAUAUUGCAGCCCAAUUCUUUUGUGGCGGUCUUUACAUGCAAAGCAAGUAUCCUGCAAGAUGCUGCUGUCCAGGCAAAGUUUGUAUUUUGCACAAUAACAUGCACAUAGAUUAAACUUUGCACACACUGGGGUUUAUUGAGUUUUUUUUUAACUUGAACAAAUUUGAAGGUUGUACCCUCGUCUCAAAUACAUGCACCUCUCAGGGCCAAGCUUGCUAGGAGUCAAUCAUUGACAUGAUGUCCUGAGCAAGUGAGAUCUUCCAAGCUUAUUUACGAUUUCCAAAGCACAUCCAAUGAAGACUUCAUUAUGAAGUGCUUUACUAUAGCCGCUAUACGCGGCGUUGCUCUGCAGAGCAAUGUCUGGCAGCUGCCAGACUGCACUGGUGGCGAGGCGCUUUGUAAGAGUUCAAUCAC